Messenger RNA from Funneliformis geosporum, 975 nucleotides. NCBI's taxonomy places the organism in Eukaryota, Fungi, Glomeromycota, Glomeromycetes, Glomerales, Glomeraceae. The record is from the annotation of a GenBank genome assembly.
AUGGGUGCAACGAUUUCUAAUGAAGAAUUUAUUUAUAAUGAAAAGAUUAAAGGUAAAGAGAGCGUUAAUUCCGCUUUGGAACCAAAUUUUGAUUGGGCCAUCGUAGAAGAAAAGGAUGAUGAUAAUUGUGACGAUGACAAUGGCAAAUUAAUAGCUAAUUAUGCUGCAUUUCCAAAGGAAAUUCAGGAAGGUUAUAAAACGCAUUCAACUCAUUUUGCAUUUAAACAUAUUUUUAAUGGAAAUUUUAAAGCGCCUUUAAAACAUCAUCUCAAAUCAGGUUCAAAAAUUUUGGAUGUGGGAUGCGGGUACGGAUUAUGGUGUGAGGAGAUGGCAAAUGAAUUUCCUGAUGUAAAUGUGUUUGGAAUUGACUUAAUCACAAAUUUUUCGUCAAAAAUCAAGCCUUAUAAUUGUAAAUUCCUUCCCGGAAAUGUUAUAUUUGGAUUACCUUGGGCUGAUAAUACUUUUGAUUAUAUUUGGUCAAGGGAUUUAUUCACCGAAAUUAAAAGUAAAGAUUGGUUAAGUUUGUUGUUAGAAAUGCAUAGAGUGUUAAAACCUGGGGGUAUCAUAGAAUUUCAAGAGACUGACGGUUAUGCAUUGUCUGCCGGGCCUUUAUUGAAAAAUAUUCAAUCUAAUCGUUUACAUGCGGCAUUAACGUUACGAGAUCUAGAUUUUAGAAUUGCGUGUAGACUUGGUGAAAUUGUAAAGUUGGCAGAAUUCGAAGACAUAAAUGAAUCAUAUCACUCGAUACCUAUCGGAAAAUGGGGUGGGAAAAUAGGAGAAAUUUGGGCGUCGGAUUUAAAAGAAUCUUAUCUUUCAAUGCAACCUUGGUUAUCUUCAUGUAUGAGUAUAAGUGAAGAUGAAUAUAAUCAUACUAUUAAGGAGAUCUUUGAUAAGGAACUAGACACAUGCCUAACUUACAUGAAUCAUCAUAUAAUUUGGACGACUAAAAAACUACAUAAAUAUUAUUGGAGAUAA